UGAUUUCUUCACUUAAUUUCACAGAUGUUGGCGCGAACACCGACAAUCGACACACGGCCCGCCAGCGCAGCAAUAACACAAACAACCGAUCUCAUUGCCGGGAAUGAGUUCCUCAAGUUGUUGUAUGGAAGCGACGAGUCGCAGCGCAAACUGCAUAGCGGUGAGUACGACGAAAAUGAACGUGCGGUGCGAGGAAUGGGAGUUCUGCGAGCUGGCAGCAGCGACAGUUCAAGCCGAGCUACUGUUAGGGAAAGGCGGGUGACGCGCGCCGAUCACUACCAGCCGACAGCUGAUCCAAGCACGCAUGUAAGUGCUUUAGACAGCAGAGGUGCGGCUGCGCGUAGCCUUAAUUACAAGAGUCGCAAUGUGCAGAAUGAAGCGACUGCGACGACGACGCCGAUAAAGGUGAUAGCGGACGAGAGCAAACAGGUGGUGAAGCUGGUGACGUCAGGCAGCAAAAUUGUCUUCCUAGAAGAGUACGAUGACAAUGACGCCGUUGUAGAUGCAGUGGCGCGUGACAUUGAUCUGCAAAAGGAAAAUGUAAAAACGCAAAGCAAGCAGAUGGCAAAGGAAACCGCAACGAAACAAGUGCAAAUGCAGCACGGGUCUAAUCCUACCGAUGAAGUCAAGGUGGUGGCGGUGAGUGUGUCAUCUUCUAGCAAACGUGGCGGUUUCAGUCGUGACCAUAAUAAUUUCAACACACCUGACAUAGUUAUGUCAAAACAGGCCAAUAAAUUUUCCAACGCGCGUGCGUCAUUGCACCGGCCUGACACAGUGCUACAGCAGUACCAACAAGAUCUACAUGAGCGCGCUGACAACACUCAAAGCGAUGGUAGCGUGUCAGCCGUGAAGUUGACACUAACUACAACACCACCAACAGCGCCAAUGACAGCGUCCGCCACCUCAACAAUGGACGACUUUGUUAAUCGCUCACACAAAAGUGAAUUCUCCAUAGAGGAAGCCGAGCCACUGACAAUGUCUCCGCAAAAGUUACGUGGCUCCCCGCAUGCGGCACGCGCCAGCAGUCCGCGUUCACUGCACACGCCACAUGCCGUCAGUGGACGUGCCGUCAAAAUGGCUGCCAGUUUGCCAGAUGUGGUCGACUCGGAGAAUAGCGCUUCAACGAACAUACAAAACGUGUUGGCAGCGCCGCUGGUUCAGUCCGCCUCGAUGCGAACCGCCACUGUUAGCGCGUUAACUACGUAUCACCGCGGCAGUGGCAGCAGCAAUCGUAACAGCACGUCCUCGCACAUAAAUCACAAGAGUGCAGCCACAUUUGCGCAUUCGCAUGCCAGUAGUCACAUUAGCGAUGGCGUUGGCAUAAGUGACACAGUUAUGCUGGACACGUCCGCACCGGCUGCCAACGGUGAUACCGAUGCCGACGCCGAUGUAGAGGAAAAAUUGCUGCCCUUCCAAACGGUGAUCUAUCACAACACCAAGGAAGGUCAUGGCCCGCAAUCUCGAUCGAUAUCGUACAGCUCGUUAUCGCAAAAUGUCGACGAUUUGCAUGCAUGGCGGCACUCGGGCAUUUUGGCCGAAGCACAACGCAAUGUCAGCGAGAGCUUAACGCCUAUAACGCGCGCGGAGUUGGCGCACACCUCGGAACCGGCUAAGUUCUAUUCCGUGCCAUCGAAAAUGUACAGCGAACCGUCAAAGUUUUAUUCAGAGCCAGCCAAGGUUUACUCCGAGCCGGCUAAAGUUUACGGUGAGCCCGAGAAAUUUUUUUCGGAACCUGCCAAGGUGUAUGGACAACCAUCAAAGUUUUAUUCCGAGCCGGCGAAAGUGUACUCACAGCCAUCCAAAGUCUACGGCGAACCAGCAAAAACGUAUUGGUCUCCAAGUGCCGGCUUGCCUAUCGCAACUACUUCCACCACAACCACUAACACAACCAGUACAUCAUCAAAUUCAACAACAACAACAACGGUCCGACCUGGACGUUACAUGCCUUCACGUCGUCCGGCGAUCGUAUCACGCAUUGCUUUUGGCGAGGCACAAACUUCCACAACAGCAACACUUGCCAUCGACGAACACGCUCCAGCAACAAUGCCAGUUCCCACUACUCAUCAUCAUCAUCAAGAACACCACGCGCAGCACCAGCCGCAACACACACGUUUUCAUCCACAUGCCCAUAGUCAUGGUGCGCAAAAUUCGCCGCAUGGUGAGCAUUCUACACAUGGCUCAGCGUAUGCCCACUCGCAUUCGGCAACAGCAUCACAACCUGCUCAACCGCAGUCACAAUCACAGUCACAUUCAGCGCAAUCGCAGCCACGUCGUGUACUCUUCAACUUAGAUAAAUUACCGUAUGAUUUAUUGAAUGCGCCAGUACAAUCAUCGCAACAUCUCUUGAAUCCCGACUUCUCGCACAGCCCACCAGCGGCUGUAACCUACUCGUCGCCCAGACAACGUCAAUGCCUGGAGUCCGCCUUCUCAGCGUCACUGUCUCAAUCAGCCUUGCAACAGCAACAGCAGCUGCAGCAGCAACGUCAACAUUCAUCAUUGUCGGACCAACAUUCUAAUCAAAAUGCCAAAGGAUUGCCUAAUGGAGAUCUAGUCAAGUGUGUUUCCAAAUACAACCAGCCAUCGGCGGCAGCAGCAGCAGCAACGCCAACGGAGAGUAGCCAUCAUGGCGGCGACGACGAUGACUUGUAUACGCCGACCCCAGAGCAAAAUUACGAAAUAGAAGAAUCCGUAAGUGUUAUGACAAACGGACGAGCCCACGGUGUACAAGGCAAUUCAGCGGCGACGACAACAGCAAAGCCAUACCGCGGUGGGGUACACCAUCAACAGCAGCAGCAGCAUCACUAUCAUAGCAACGCCAACGCAAAUAGCAAUUUGGACAACAAUUACGAUGACAAUGGUGGUGGCGGAGACGAUGGUAUUGAUACGGAUGGCAGCAAAACUGGCAACGAAGACGAGGAUGCAAAAGUGGCGUAUGUAGUGGAGGGACGCAACUAUCGCAAGUAUCGCGUGGAGGAGAAGACGGACGAUGGUUUUAUUGUUGGCGAGUACGGCGUGGUGGACCAUAAUGAUGGAAAUUUGCGCGGCGUGCGUUAUACCGCCGAUUCGACCAUCAAUCGCAGUCUGAUACAAAAGGCGUUGUUGACAUUUCUUAAGCUCAAGUAGUCAAAUGGGCUUUGAGAAAAAAAUGUUGGUAAGGAGACAUUGUUGCAAAGAGGUGUAUGGCGUUUGGCGUUCGACGAAUGGUGAGUGGUGAGUAUUGAAUGUAUGGUCAGUUGGCAAGCAGAUAGCGAAUGGCGGUUGGCGUGGUGUGACAGGCGACUUUGCAAAGGUGGCAAUGUGGUGUGAGUGCGCAGGCGCCAAAGAUCAGCGUGUACGACUGCAAGCGCAUCUCCAACGUAAGCGAAAGAGAUGCGAAUUGCUGCCGCGCAUGAUGUGAUCACCGAAUUUAUUGAGCGCUUUGCGAAGUUUAGCUUGGAGACGAUUUGGCGUGUAUGUGCGAACUGAAAUUUAAACCGAUGCCAACGACAACGCCAACGUCUAUGCUAAUGGCGAUGCCGAUGCCAUGGCGGUUAUGUGCGCCCAUUGUAGACACAGUGUCGUUGAAUACAAAGUAUUUCUUGUCUAUUCCUUGUGAAUUGUUUAUUUUUAUUUUUUUUGAAUUUUUAUUUUUAUGUUUUGUACUUUUGUUUAAAACCCAUUAUUUAGACAAGCUAAAAAUAUGUGAUCCAAGUCGUACUGUAGGUAGUUUAAAACGAAUACACCACUACAUAUGUAGUAUAUGAAAAUAGUUUGAUAAGAAAAUUCAACA
This is a messenger RNA of Rhagoletis pomonella (apple maggot), 3769 nucleotides long. Its product is annotated as serine-rich adhesin for platelets-like. The transcript has 2 exons. Lineage: Eukaryota; Metazoa; Arthropoda; Insecta; Diptera; Tephritidae. The coding region runs from base 25 to 3123 and encodes 1032 amino acids. The record is from RefSeq and is a predicted model, not a curated record.